UCGAAAAGGGUCGUCGAUGACCCACAAUAUCGAAUGUCACCAUCAGUUAAAAGUUGUUUCCUGUUUGUUUUUCUUUUUUAUUUCCAUUUAUCUGUGCACAUUCAAGUGGCUAGUUAAAAAAAAAAAAAAAAAGUAUUUCGUUUCUUUAGAUAAUUAAUGUCGAUGCAAGAAAUUCUAAGAAUGGCGAGACUACUUCAAAGUAAAUCAAUGUCGUCGUUUCGUUUUUCAAGACUUUUGGAACUAUUUUUUCUUUUCUGGCAACAGUUUUAUUGCACUUUCGUUAUUGCAAUUAAAUCGAAUUUAUUUUUAAUGGUAAACAUAUUUUGGUAAGGUAUUGUGGAAUUCUGUUGCCACCCUGUAUGUUAAUUAUUUCAUCAGCAGGAUGCGUUACAAUGGCGCAAACACAAUGAUUAAGUCAUGCGCUUGGUUCUUAACCGCAAAUCCGGUAAAGAUAUGACGCCAAAACCGCAAAACAAACCAGAAAGCAAAAAAACUAAACAACAUUUUGUCACAAUUCGUAUUUUUUAGUCUUGAAUUAAUUCACUCUUGAUCAAUGACGUGCGACAUGGACUUGAAAAUUAUUAGCCUGAUGGCCAUUUUAUGGCCGUUUGCUUGGUGCCAAUUGGUCCCUUCGUGCGGUUUAGCUACAGACUGCAAAAAUUGUACCAUCAUCCGCGAUUGUGUCUGGUGUCGUCAACCGAGUUUCAACGGGGAUCGAUGCAUGAAGAGAGAUGAAGCUGACCGUUGUUCAACGCAAUUUGUGGUCGACCCUCAAGUGUUGAUUCAAUUGAUUGAAGACAAUCCUUUGGCCGAAGCGCAAAAAUCGGAGGAUCCUAUCCAGCUACGCCCGCAGAGAGUCUCCAUGAGCAAUGCCAGAAAGGGUCAAUCUUAUACGAUUCCGGUUGAAUUCAAGCAAGCUAAAGAUUACCCAAUCGAUUUGUAUUUCUUGAUGGAUCUUUCCAAUUCGAUGGGUGACGAUAAAACUCAAGUGGAAAAACUGAGCAGUAAACUAGCCGCAACUAUGCGCAACAUCACCAGAUAUUUCUCUAUCGGUUUCGGGUCGUUUGUUGACAAAAAUGCCUUCCCUUACAGCUGGCCUGAGCAAAAGACUUAUUCGUUCAAGAACCAUAUGCCUAUAGCUGACAAUAUCCAGCUCUUUACGAAUGAAGUUAAUAGGGCAGAAAUUGUGGAGACGUAUGAUGAGCCAGAAGGUGGACUCGAAGCCCUUGUCCAAGCUACCGUAUGUACAUCACAGAUUGGAUGGAGAGCUAAGGCCAGACACAUCAUCUUAAUGAUUACCGACAACUAUUCACAUUUGGCAGGCAACGGAAAGUUGGGAGGUAUUUUAGUUCCCAAUGAUGGAAGUUGCCAUUUAAAUCCCGAUGGACGAGAUUACAAUUUCGGAUUGAUACACGACUAUCCGUCACUGGGCCAAAUCAGCCGUCUCGUUCGAGAACAUUCGAUGAACGUUAUUUUCGCCGUUACCAAGGAUGUGGCCAAACCUUACCAAACAUUUUCUCCGCUAGUCAGCGGCUCUUCGGUCGGUGUCUUGACAUCAGAUUCAUCCAACGUUGUGACCCUCGUCGAGGAUCAGUACAAGCUCAUUACGUCUUCAGUGGAAUUGAAAGAUAAUGCCACCAAUGGAGUCAAAGUUCGAUACUUUACCAACUGCCUCCAGCCGGCAGGCUCUCCAGUUCAGGAGAGUGCCAGUUGUGGUGGACUCAAAGUUGGAAGUUUGAUCAGAUACAACAUCAGUAUCGAAAUCACGCAAUGUCCUGCAGGAAAAUCUACCCACCGCCAAACGAUUGUUGUCUCUCCGGUCGGAUUGACCGAUUCUUUGAUUAUUGAUUUAGACAUCGAAUGCGAUCAGUGUCCUUGCGAACGAGCUGAUAAUGUGAGUUGCCCGACCAGCUGCAAGGAAAUUACGUAUUGUGUCGAACCGGGGCGUAUUCCACCAGAUGAAGAUGCGGAUAAAAUUGCUUUCGAAUGCAGCCUUUUAAAUGUGACCAAAGACGAUGAAUUCUCUCCGAAAUUAUUUCCAUUCCGGAAAUGCGCCAUUAUCGACAACUCUACUGGCUGUCGAAGGGAUUUCGUUUAUGGCUACACGGAAAAUGAUGAUAAACUCGUUCUUUACAACAACACAAUUUGCCUGCCUAAUAUCGCCAUUCCAGUGUCGAAAAUUGCUUUCAUGAUGAUGGGAGCUCUCGUCGCUGUCGGAUUGGCCCUUUUGCUCUUGUGGAGACUUUUCCUCUUCAUGUACGAUCGAAAAGAAUACGCCCGUUUUAUCAACGAGAGCAAAAACGCUAAAUGGACGGCCGAUAAUAAUCCGCUCUACGUCGAGGCUUCGGUUAAUUACAGUAACCCAGCAUUUCAACAAGGAGUAGCCGGUCGUAAGUAGGUCGUUAAAAAACAAAAAAAAGUUGAUUUUAAAACUUGACCCAAAAACAAAGUAAAAAAAAACAAAAUGUCGUCAAAA
Messenger RNA from Daphnia magna, 2476 nucleotides. Its product is annotated as integrin beta-PS. Lineage: Eukaryota; Metazoa; Arthropoda; Branchiopoda; Diplostraca; Daphniidae. The record is from RefSeq and is a predicted model, not a curated record. Gene Ontology annotation, biological process: integrin-mediated signaling pathway; cell adhesion mediated by integrin; cell migration. The transcript is spliced from 13 exons. Gene Ontology annotation, cellular component: focal adhesion; integrin complex; cell surface. The coding region runs from base 554 to 2398 and encodes 614 amino acids. Gene Ontology annotation, molecular function: integrin binding.